Messenger RNA from Sarcophilus harrisii (Tasmanian devil), 728 nucleotides. Its product is annotated as coiled-coil domain-containing protein 115-like. The record is from RefSeq and is a predicted model, not a curated record. Bases 60 to 596 code for a protein of 178 amino acids. Lineage: Eukaryota; Metazoa; Chordata; Mammalia; Dasyuromorphia; Dasyuridae. The transcript is spliced from 4 exons.
GGCUGGUUUCCGGGAAGGGGUGGGGCAGGCAGAAGAACUCUUGUUGGCGUCUCGCGGUAAUGGCGACGGCCGCGGGUAGUUCGAGUUCGGCCGCCGCCGGGGCCGAAUUCUUGCGAGCGCUGAGGACCGAGCUCGAUUUGUACAUCGUGCAGAUACUCCAGGAACUCGAGCAGCUGGAAGAAAAAAGGGCGACCCUGAACGCCCUAGUGGAGGAGUCUCGCUACAACUUGGGGACCAAUGCUGUCAGCCCCCUUCAAUGUGGCUCCUCUGUGACGCCCCUCUUCCGUGCCUGCACUAGUGAGCCCGAAUCCGGUCAGCCCCAGGUGACUCCCACUGAACCCGAGGCCCCGAAGGACUCGCCACCCCAGGAGGCCCAUGGCGUGAUUGAGCGUGAGGAGGCCUUGCUUCCCCCAGUGCCUCACGAGCAGCCGCAGCAAGAGGACUCUCCUGUGCUGCCCCAGCAGCCCACCGCCUUACACCGAGCCAACUCCUCAGCAGGAUCCCCUGAACUGGUUUGCUCUCUCGGGGCCCCGCAGUCUGCGGCAGGCCCGGAGAACCUUCCGGAAAGCUCUGCUGAUGGUAGCGGAGAUUGCUGAGCUUCAGAGCCAAAUAAAGGGGAGAAGAGGCCGGAUCCAAACCCUACGACAGGAGAAGCGGAAACUCCUCCAUCAGCUGAAGAUGGCUUGAAGAUAUCAAAAUCUGGAGUGCAAAUAAAUGAUCAGUCUCAA